Mercurialis annua (annual mercury) is the source of this 2854-nucleotide messenger RNA. RefSeq lists its product as uncharacterized. The record is from RefSeq and is a predicted model, not a curated record. Gene Ontology annotation, molecular function: RNA polymerase I cis-regulatory region sequence-specific DNA binding. The transcript has 14 exons. Gene Ontology annotation, biological process: nucleolar large rRNA transcription by RNA polymerase I; transcription initiation at RNA polymerase I promoter. The coding region runs from base 111 to 2294 and encodes 727 amino acids. Lineage: Eukaryota; Viridiplantae; Streptophyta; Magnoliopsida; Malpighiales; Euphorbiaceae. Gene Ontology annotation, cellular component: nucleus; RNA polymerase I upstream activating factor complex.
CAAAUGUACUGGUCCGCUACGCAGGAAAAAUAAAGUAAAAUAGCAAAUUUAAAACCAAAAAACCUUCACCGCGGAAAAGUUUCAGUAUCUGAUAUAAGAAACAGAACAAAAUGGUGUCGGAUUCCGAACUCGUGACCCGACUCCGCGAGAUUCUCCAGAACACUGACCUCAACACGGCCACCUCCGGCAGUGUACGCCGGAAGCUGCAGGAAGAUUUCGGCGUUGAUUUAUCGGAUAAGAAAGCGUUUAUUAGAGAACAAAUUGAUAGUUAUCUCGAAACCCUAGACAAUGACAAUACUUCUAAAAAUACUAAUGAAGAAGAAGGUGAGAAUAUAGCAGAAGCCGGUGAAAUGCAAAAUGGAAACGGAAACGACGCCGUCAAAGCAAAUGAAGAAGAAGAAGAGAGUGAGGGGCAAGAAAGGUCGAAAAAGAGCGAAAAAGAAGUAAAGAAAAGAGGAGGUGGUGGAUUUGCAAAGCCAUGUAGCCUCUCUCCGCAACUUCAAAAGGUUGUUGGUGUCUCCGAAUUAGCUAGAACUCAGGUUGUGCAAAAACUUUGGGCCUAUAUCCGGGAGAAUAAUCUGCAGGACCCCACGGAUAAGCGAAACAUCAAAUGUGACAAAGUAUUGAAGGAUCUUUUUCGCGUAAAUACCAUUAAUAUGUUCAAAAUGAAUAAAGUCCUCUCCAAGCAUAUUUGGCCGUUGACCCCAGAAGCCGAAAAUGAGAAGCUGAAGGCAAAAGAUGAAGAUGAUAGAGAUUCUGGAUCAGGGGGAUCUAAUGAUCAUGGAAAAGAAGAGGAAGAGCAAGAUGAAGUGGAAGAGGAAAAAGAAGCGAAAGAGGAAGACGGAGAUGAAGAAGAGGAAGAGGAAGCAGCAGAAAUAGAGGAUAAGCAAAGAAGAAAGAAAGAAAGGUCAAAAAAGAAAGAAAAGGAAGUGAAGAAAAGAGGAGGUGGUGGAUUUGCAAAGCUAUGUAGCCUCUCUCCGAAGCUUCAAAAGCUUUUUGGUGUCUCUGAAUUAGCUAGAACUGAGGUUGUGAAAAGACUUUGGGCCUAUAUCCGGGAGAACAAUUUGCAGGACCCUGAGAAUAGGCGAAACAUCAAAUGUGACAAAGCAUUGAAGGAUCUUUUUAGUGUAAAUUCCAUUAAUAUGUUCCAAAUGAAUAAAGUCCUCUCCAAGCAUAUUUGGCCGUUAACCCCAGAAGCUGAAUUGACUGAUGCCGUUAAUGAGCAAGCAGAAAUUGAGAAGCUGAAGGCAAAAGAUGAAGAUGAUGAGGAUGGGCAAGAUGAAGAGGAAGAGGAAUCUAAUGACCCGGGAAAAGAUGAGGAUGGGCAAGAUGAAGAGGAAGAGGAAAAAGAAGAGGAAAAGCAAAAAGAAGAGGAAGAGGAAGAUGGAGAUGAAGAAGAGGAAGCGGCAGAAAAAGAGGAUAAGAAAAGUAGCAAGAAAGCUAGAUCAAGAAAGAGAGAAAAAGAAGUGAAGAAAAGAGUAGGAGGUGGAUUUGCAAAGCUAUGUAGCCUCUCUCCGCAGCUUCAAAAGAUUACGGGUGUCCCUGAAUUAGCUAGAAAUGAGGUUGUGAGAAAACUUUGGGCCUAUAUCCGGGAGAACAGUUUGCAGGACCCCACGAAUAAGCGGAACAUCAAAUGUAAUGAAGCAUUGCGAGAUCUUUUUGGUGUAAAUUCCAUUAAUAUGUUCCAAAUGAAUAAAGUCCUCUCCGGGCAUAUUUGGCCGUUAACCCCAGAAUCCGAAAAUGAGAAGCUGAAAGCAAAAGAUGGAAAGGAUAAAGAUUCUGGAUCAGCAGGAUCUAAUGACCUGGAAAAGGAAGAGGGAGGGCAGGAUGAACAUGAAGAGAAAAAAGAAGAGGAAGAGGAAGACGGAGAUGAAGAAGAGGAAGAGGAAGAAAAGCAGGUUAUGAAAAGAAGCAAGAAAGAAAGUAGGGUUACUAAGGUGGACAAAGAUGUUAAGAAAAGAGGCGCUGGCUUCUCUAAAUUGCGCUGUUCAGAUACAGAUGAGACAAAGCAGAAGGAAAAACGGCAGAAGAAAGGAACUUCUAGUCUUCAUGCUCCCCUUCCACUCUCAGAUGCUCUUAUAAAAUUUAUAGGCACUGGUGAAAAUGAAUUAUCCUGUGAUGAUGUUGUGAAGAGAAUGUCGGAAUAUAUAGAAGAAAAUGAUCUGCAGGAUCCAUCUGACAAGUGGAGAAUUGUAUCUGAUGAUAAGCUAAAAGAGCUAUUUGAGGUGGACUCAUUCCAUAGCUUUUCAGUCUCAAAGCUACUCACGUCUCACUUCAUCAAGCUGAAAGAAUGAAUUGUGCAUGUAUACAUAGCUUAAGCCCAUUGGAGGCAGCAAUUUUGAUCGAGAUGUUAGUAUUUUCAACAUUCACUGGAAGCAUUUAUGCUUGUUGUUCAAGAAAUGGAAAUGGUUUUUGCACUGCAGGAUGUUUGCCUCCCAGACAGAAAUUGCAAAUCACGGUGACUGUAAACGUUCGAUUUUUGAACCUAGUUGAUUUUUACGCGUCCUGCACCCACAGGGACAUCUCUUAGAAGUUCAAAGAGCCUCUAGGAAAUCUAAAGAGUACGACUAUCUUGACAUGCAAUGUGAAGGCACUGGUUGAAGAAGCUAAGACGGCUGAACAAAAGGAUUGUGAGAUGUGAAUUCAAGAAGAAGAAGAAUUAAUAAUAUUCAUGUUCACGUGAAGAUGGGAAACAACUUUUCAGGUAUUGCGUCUUGACUACUACUUUCAAUAUGAAUGCUGUUGAACUUGAAUCCAUUCAUCUCUCAGGCCUAUCUUCUUUUUUAGAUAUGCUAAUGACUGAUUUUGACAAAAUGUCACUUUUCAUAUUGUGCGGAUUUGUUCAUUAUCCUUA